ACGCAUUGCGUUCUUCUUCGGCACAGGAACAUCUCUAAUUCGUUUGAAGAUCACCCCACGAUCUCAGACUUCAAAUUCUACUGCAACUCGUUUGGUCUGCGAACAACAUGCCUUUAACGUUUGAGCUGUGCCCUGAUAGGAUGAUCGGAGGGGAUCGUCCAUGUUUUAUUAUCGCUGAAAUUGGACAAAACCACCAGGGAGACAUUGAGAUAGCCAAGAAAAUGAUCAAAAUGGCAAAGGACUGCGGUGCUGAUUGUGCCAAGUUCCAGAAGAGUGAGCUGGAGUACAAGUUUAACAAACGUGCUUUAGAGCGUCCUUACAAGACCAAAAACUCGUGGGGGGAAACAUAUGGUGAACACAAGCGCCACCUGGAGUUCAGCCAUGAGCAGUACAGGGAGCUGCAGAAAUAUGCCAAGGAUGUGGGGAUCUUCUUCACUGCCUCAGGGAUGGAUGAGAUGGCGGUAGAGUUCCUCCAUGAGUUAAAUGUGCCUUUCUUCAAAGUGGGCUCAGGAGACACCAACAACUUCCCUUAUCUGGAAAUGGCUGCCAAGAAAGGACGUCCCAUGGUGGUGUCCAGUGGGAUGCAGUCCAUAGAGACGAUGCGUCGUGUGUACAAGACAGUGAAAAAGCACAACCAAAACUUUGUCAUCCUGCAGUGUACCAGCACCUACCCUCUUGAUCCUAAGGAUGUCAACCUCAGAGUGAUCACAGAAUUCCAGAAGGAAUUUCCCGAUAUCCCAAUCGGGUAUUCUGGCCACGAGUCUGGAAUCAGUAUUUCAGUGGCGGCUGUUGCUCUUGGGGCAAAGGUCAUAGAGCGUCACGUCACACUGGAUAAGACUUGGAGGGGAAGUGACCACGCAGGGUCUCUGGAGCCCCCUGAACUGGUUGAGAUGGUUCGUUCCAUCCGACUGGUGGAGACGGCGCUGGGAAGUGGCCUCAAGAAGAGGCUGUGCUGCGAGGAGCCAUUCCAUAGGAAGCUGGGGAAGUCUGUGGUGGCCAAGGUGAAGAUCCCCAAAGGAACUGUCUUGAGUCUGGACAUGUUGGCAGUGAAGGUGGCCGAACCCAUGGGUGUCCCGGCCGAAGACAUCUUCCAGCUGGUUGGCAAGUCUGUAAAUCAUGAUGUGGGUGAAGAUGAGAGCGUCACCCCAGAUGUAGUGGACGGCCUGUAGCUAUUUUCUAAAAUGUGCUGCAGAGUAACACAACUCAGUUGUUGCAUUGAUUGCCCAGGAGUCACAAGUUAGCUGCGAAUGUCACAAAAUUGUGAAUCGAAUAAACAAAUUUGCUUCAUAACCAUCGCUCACUAUACAAAAUCAUUGUUGAUUUUCUCAUUUGUAUGUAUCAAAUGAAGA
This is a messenger RNA of Phyllopteryx taeniolatus (common seadragon), 1349 nucleotides long. Its product is annotated as sialic acid synthase-like. The transcript has 6 exons. The record is from RefSeq and is a predicted model, not a curated record. Gene Ontology annotation, biological process: carbohydrate biosynthetic process. Bases 108 to 1169 code for a protein of 353 amino acids. Gene Ontology annotation, molecular function: N-acylneuraminate-9-phosphate synthase activity. NCBI's taxonomy places the organism in Eukaryota, Metazoa, Chordata, Actinopteri, Syngnathiformes, Syngnathidae.